AUGGCAAGGAAUUGUAUGCAUGGAUUUGUGCUUGUCGAGGAGGCAGGUGGUGGCAAAUCAGGCACUCUGCUCAAGAUCAGCUACGAGCCCAAAGUCAGAGGCAAAUGGUUCAGAGACUGGAUCACUAGUCACCCGAGAUUAGUAAUUCCCAUCCUCGCUGCACUCAUCGCUGCGAUCUCUGUGUCGAUAUUCGACCCGAUCAGAACGUGGAGUAUCAGAGUGCAUAUUCUGCAUGGUUUACACCUCGAGAACAACAAAUACUACCAGUGGAUAAGGAAAUGGCUUAGCCGUGGCUACGAUUACAUUCGGUUUAGUCCAAAUUACGUGGUUGAGGUUGGCGCCAGUUCAAGAAACCUCCCGCUAAAUGGAACACUGGUAUUCCGCAUCCUGAUGCUAAUUCGGCCCAUGUUGGCAGUUUCAGUGACGAUUGUGUCUUGA
Molecule: messenger RNA, 438 nt
Organism: Lithohypha guttulata
Lineage: Eukaryota; Fungi; Ascomycota; Eurotiomycetes; Chaetothyriales; Trichomeriaceae
Product: mitochondrial escape protein 2
Exons: 3
Coding region: 1-438 (145 amino acids)
Cellular component (GO): mitochondrial inner membrane
Source: RefSeq, a predicted model, not a curated record